Cryptosporidium muris RN66 is the source of this 453-nucleotide messenger RNA. RefSeq names its product nucleoside diphosphate kinase, putative. Gene Ontology annotation, biological process: GTP biosynthetic process; UTP biosynthetic process; CTP biosynthetic process. Bases 1 to 453 code for a protein of 150 amino acids. The transcript has a single exon. Gene Ontology annotation, molecular function: nucleoside diphosphate kinase activity. Lineage: Eukaryota; Apicomplexa; Conoidasida; Eucoccidiorida; Cryptosporidiidae. The record is from RefSeq and is a predicted model, not a curated record.
AUGCCAGUAGAACAGACAUACUUAAUGAUUAAACCAGACGGUAUCCAACGUCAAAUUGUUGGCAAGAUUAUCAGUCGCUUUGAAGAACGUGGGUAUCGCUUAGCAGCUAUGAAACUUACAGUAGCUACCCCGCAAAUUUUGGAACAGCAUUAUGCUGAACACAUUGGUAAACCAUUCUUACCGGGCCUUAUUAAAAAGAUGACUGGACCAGUCAUAUGUAUGGUUUUUGAGGGUGUUGAUGUUAUUACUCAAGCUCGUAAAAUUAUGGGUGCAACACGUCCUAGUGAAGCUGCUCCAGGUACGAUUAGAGGGGAUUAUUGCCAAGAAGCUGGUCGCAACAUCAUUCAUGGUUCAGAUUCAGUAGAAUCUGCAAAGAGAGAGAUUAGUUUGUGGUUUAAACAAGAAGAAAUUCAUUCUUACAAUCUUACUUUAUCUAACUUCAUUUUGGAAUGA